Messenger RNA from Esox lucius (northern pike), 3105 nucleotides. Its product is annotated as paired box protein Pax-6-like. Bases 363 to 1220 code for a protein of 285 amino acids. Gene Ontology annotation, molecular function: RNA polymerase II cis-regulatory region sequence-specific DNA binding; DNA-binding transcription factor activity, RNA polymerase II-specific. Gene Ontology annotation, biological process: regulation of transcription by RNA polymerase II; anatomical structure development. The transcript has 8 exons. The record is from RefSeq and is a predicted model, not a curated record. NCBI's taxonomy places the organism in Eukaryota, Metazoa, Chordata, Actinopteri, Esociformes, Esocidae.
CCCUCUCUCUUCCACUCUUUCUCUCUCACUCCCUUUUUCUUUUUAACCACCCUCUAUCCAUCGCUUUGAGGACAAGAGUGCCCUCAGACACAUUUCUCUCUGGAGCACUCACUCUCCCUCUCUUUUACUCCCACAGUAGUGUCAACGAAACCAGAGAACAAGGGAUAGGGAUGAACAAGGGAAUAAAAGAGUCCAAACAGGAGUAAUGACUGUUUUUUCUUCUCAGAUCACAUCUUUCACCACAUCCUUGGCUUUUCAGGUCAUUAAUCUACGUGGGGAGGAGUGGGGCAAAGGGUCAAAGGGGACGUGAGAGAGGCCUGGAAGUCACGGUUCCUUUUUCUAGCUAAGAGGGAGAACAUAUAAUGUAUGAGAAGUUAACCAUGCUGAACCUGCAAAGUGGCUCAAACUGGACCGGGCCUAACAACUGGUACCAUGAUCCAACUGCAGUACAAGCACAACAUAGCACAGUGCCUGAGGGAUGUCUGUUGGACACCAACAGAGGCCUGGGAGGAGAUGGUGGUGAUGGUGGAGGAGGAAGAAGAGGGGGAGGAGUAGGAGCAGGGCCGGGGGAGAGGGAUGAGGGCGAGGAGUCUCAACUGAGGCUGCAGCUGAAGAGGAAGCUACAGAGGAACAGGACUAGCUUCACACAGGAUCAGAUUGAGGCGCUGGAAAAAGAAUUCGAAAGAACACAUUACCCAGACGUAUUUGCAAGAGAGAGAUUAGCCAACAAGAUUGACCUUCCAGAGGCACGGAUACAGGUGUGGUUCUCUAACCGAAGAGCUAAGUGGAGGAGAGAGGAAAAGCUUCGCAACCAGAGAAGGUCAGGGGGUGGGACCUCAUGUUCGCAGGCUCACGCACCCCUAAGCACUUCCUUCAAUACCUCCGUCUAUCACCAUCAACAUGGCAGCAGUUCAGGGUCCAUGAUGAGUCAGAAUGAGUCUACCCUUCCCAGCUACAGCUCUCUUACCGUCUUCUCAACUGGAAUCCAGUCAGUAUCGUCCCAGUCUUCCAACUCUUACUCUUGCAUGUUACCCCGAUCCCCCUCGACCCCUAGGACCUUUGAUUCUUCAUCGUACCCCUCUCCCCAUCUGCCUCCACCGCCCUCUGCCAACCCAAACACUGGGCUAAUUUCUCCCGGGGUUUCGGUACCAGUGCAGGUUCCUGGGAACGAGCACAGCAUGGGCCAGAACCUCAGUCAGUACUGGGCCAGACUACAGUAAAAGAAGAGAAAAUGAGAGAGAAUCUACUGAGGUGACCAGCACAAAUAAAAUAGCCAAAACUGUGACCACAAGAAGACACAAAGGCUUCUUUGAAUUGGUUCAGCCAAAGAAAUAUCCAAAUAUGCAUUAAAUGUUUACAAAUGUGUGUCCAAAUAUGGUUCCUUUACAAUGAACCAGAAAAAAACGUUGAUAUGGUAUCUAGUUGAACCCUAAGCAUCAGCACUGAGAGGCUAUAUAAACUAUCUAGAAAAAGUUUGGAUAUACCUAUAGUCAUUCAAGGGUAUUUCUUUCUUUUGACUAUUUUGCUCAUUGUAGAAAAUAGUGAAGACAUAAAAACAUUGAUAUAAUACAUUUGGAAUCAUGCAGUUACCAAAAACUUUAUACUUUUGAUUUAGAUUCUUCAAAGUAGCCACCCUUUGCCUUUGUCACAGCUUUGCACACUCUUGGAGUGCUUUUUCAUCAGACUUGAAGUAACUCCCAUAUACAGUAGACUUUUUGUUACAACCAAUUUAUGUUUAUAUCAAUGAUACAGUCCCACACGGAAAAUUCAUGCAAAACAUAUAUGCACAAAUACAGUUGUGCUCAAAAGUUAGCAUGCCCUUGGUAAUACAUGUAACAUUCAUAAAGAAAACAUCUGUGAGCAGGCAAAACAUGUAUUUUAUUUCUUAUCACAUUCACAUUCAUUGAUGUUAAAGGGGGCAAUACAAAGUAUGCUCAGUAAUUUUUGGCUGCUUUUUCUUCACUCUGCAGUCCAACUUAUCAAAACCAUCUCAAUUGGGGUGGCCAGGUCAUCUGAUGCAGCACCAUCCCACUUUUGUGGUAAAAUAGCUCAUACAGAGCAUAGAGGUAUGUUAUGGGCCAUUGUCCAAAUGAUAGUCCCAUCAAGCACAAACCAGAUGAGCGUAUUACUACAGAAUGCUGUAGUAGCCAUGCUGGUUGUAUGUGCAUUGCAUUGUAAAUAAACAGACAGUGUCAUUAGGAAAGCCCCCCACACCAUCACACCUCCUCCUCCAUGCUUCACUGUGGGAACCACACCUGUGGAGAUCACCCAUUCUGCAUCUCACAAAGACACACCAGUUUAUUAAAACUUUAUUUCAACAAGGAACACAGACUGUGACCAAGGUCUCUUUUACAGCUGGGCCCUUCAUAUACAUGUUAAAACAUACAGUUUAGGUUGAUUAAAAGAAACAAACAGAAAAAGAAAAAACACAAGACAAUGUACAUUGCUUUAAACAUUGGUGUUAUUCCCUCUGUGGCCUCAUAUAGUAGUAGGUAUUGGGCCUGGCAAGGUCUGCGUUGUCCCUUCGGUGUAGUAAACAAACACAGUUUACUUGUUUUUCAAUGCAUACAUGUAUAAAUCAAAUACAUAUUUCACCCCUGAAAGUACAAAUCAUCAUCAUCUUCCGCUUAUCCUGGGCCUGGUCGCGGGGGCAGCAGUCUAAGCAGAAAAGUACAAAUCAUGUAUUACUUUCGAGUCAUGUACAAUCAGAGCAUGCCUGACGUGCCACUCUGGAGGAUUUAGGUACAUAAGAUACCCUAACCCAGCAACGUACCCACCAUGCAAGGCCCUUCCACACAUGAAACAUGUUCUAUACUUCUGUCAGUGCACAGAGAGCACAAAAACCAAAAAUCAGUCAGCAUGAUCACAGACAGGCGACACAAAAAUGAACAUCAGUUUUGGUUAAGAAAAAAAAAAUGUUCUGUUUCAAUAGAGGAAGCUGAGUUUGAUCUUAAACCUUUUACAGAAUUCAUCAAAAUGCAUUUAUCAUCCUGCCAAAUCCCUAAGUAUUUGUCAGUAUUAAUAUGCAGAGCCUUAUUAAUUUGAGAGCCAUCUAAGCAUCCCAUGGUGAGAGGCGGCGGGCUGGUGUGGGUUUGCUUAUAGCUC